AUGGCUCAUGUACCGCCGCCGGGCCAGGAGGGAUCUAAUUCUUCGGUCGACACACAGUUUCCCAACCCCGUUCCGCAGGUACAAAGGCCAGCCUUUCCGUCAGGUGAUACAUCUAUGAGAGAGACCCCUGACGUUUCGACGGAAAUGGACAACCGCCUGAGAAUCGAGAGUCCAUCAGACGAAGAGUCCGAAGACAGCUUGUUAUCCGACACCUCUUCUGAAAUCCAUGAGCCUGUGGCACCAGCUAAGCGUGGUCUACCGAUUUCCAAGCUUCCGACUGGUCUAUGUUACGAUGAGCGCAUGCGAUAUCAUGCCGAAGUAGCAGCAACGACCGUCGACAAUGUGCAUCCGGAAGAUCCUAGACGGAUAUACUACAUUUACAAGGAGCUCUGUGAAGCCGGAUUGGUUGACGACAAGAAGCACCCUCCAGUGGUAGAAAUGCCCUUGUAUCGAAUCCAUGCCCGUGAAGCCACGGAGGCCGAGUGUCGUCUGGUCCAUACGAAGGAGCAGUACGAACAAGAGCCCGAGCUAAUGACCGGGGGAUCCUUUGCAGAAAUGACCGACGAAGAGCUUAUCGAUCUUUCGGAUCGACAAGACAUGGAUUCAAUCUACUUUAAUCAGCUAUCCUUCUUCUCUGCCAAACUGUCUACGGGCGCGGCGAUUGAGACAUGUCGAGCGGUUAUGUCACGGAAGGUAAAAAAUGCCAUCGCCGUUAUCCGACCUCCAGGUCAUCAUGCAGAGAUUGGCAGACCCAUGGGGUUCUGUCUCUUCAACAAUGUCUGUGUUGCUUCUAGGGUCUGCCAGAAUGACUUUGGGGAGCAUUGCAGGAAAAUCCUGAUCGUGGAUUGGGAUGUCCAUCACGGCAAUGGCUGUCAACAAGCUUUCUACGAUGACCCCAACAUUCUCUACAUAUCCUUGCACGUCCACAUGAACGGGCAGUUCUACCCUGCAGGGAACCAGGGUGAUAUGUAUCACUGUGGCGUUGGCGCUGGCGAGGGAAGAAACGUCAAUAUUCCCUGGCCCACAAAAGGCAUGGGCGACGGUGACUACAUGUACGCAUUCCAGAACGUCGUCAUGCCGAUCGCAAACGAAUUCGACCCAGAUUUCGUCGUCAUUGCUGCAGGAUUCGACGCCGCAGCUGGAGAUGAGCUAGGUGGUUGUUUCGUCUCACCGCCCUGCUAUGCACACAUGACACACAUGCUAAUGUCCCUCGCUGGAGGGAGGAUUGCUGUGUGCUUGGAAGGGGGUUACAACUUCAGUGCCAUCUCAAAAUCCGCCCUCGCGGUCACCCGCACCUUGAUGGGUGAACCUCCUGAUCGCCUGCAAGCUACGGCAGCCACGCAGAGCGCGGUGGAUACCGUGGCCAAGGUUCGGAAUGUCCAGUCGAAGUAUUGGAGAAGUAUCUAUCCCAAGAACCCCAUCGGUGGAAUAUUUGGUGGAGAAAGAUUGCAUGACAUCAUUCGCCGGUACCAGGCCACGCACCUCUAUGAUCAAUACAAGUUCACCCAAUUGUAUAUCUACCGCGAUACAGUGUCAAAAUCAUUUGACCAGCAGGUCCUCGCGACACCCAGCUACGAGACCAAGAAAGCUUUGAUGAUCAUAUUCCAUGACUCACCUGAUCUUCUCAGCGCCCACAAUGGCCUUUCUACGCAACAGAAGCCUCAUGAUACAUGGCUUGUUGACGGCGCACAGUCGUACGUCCACUGGGCGGCUUCCCACGGCAUGGGUGUCAUAGACGUCAACAUCCCCGAGUUCAUCACCAUUUCUACCGACGACGAUCCCAACACGAAGUCCGACCUUCUGUCCUCCACUCAUCCACAUGGAUCGUCGAGAGAUGUCGAAUACGCUUCCACGACGACCGACCUUGCAAGAAAAGAAGGCGAGAAACUUGCCUCGUACCUCUGGGAAAACUACGUCGAGCCAUACGACUUUCCCUGGGGAAUCAUCCUGAUGGGCGCGGGCCACGCAUUUCACGCCAUUGCGAAAUUGGUGUCGGAGAACGAUAACGUUUAUCAAAACCUCGUAGGGAUCGUGUGUUUCAUCUCCACCCAGCCAAUUCGCCCUAUCAGCAAUCCCGGCAGUAACCACUGGGUGAGUCAGUGGUAUCGCGAAAAUUCACUAGUGUUUGUUAGUGGCAGGCACAGUCUAUGGAAGAAGGAGAAAGAAGGUGGGAAAGUGAGCAAGCGAUAUGGGCGGCUCGUGCGGAGUGACGGGGAGGUUCUGAAUCAAAUCAUGAUGCAACACCAGGAGCAGGUCUGUGAGUGGAUGUUCGACAAGGUGAGCCAGCGCAGGGACGAGGUGUCGGCCGAGGAAGAGGAUGUCGAGGAUGAGGAUGUGGAUGUGGAACGGAGAGAGGGAGAGAGUGAUGGCGACACCAUCGAUGACCCUGGCGUGGUGGAGGCUGACCGUGAUGCACCACGCAGUGGAUAUGCGCAGUCUGGUGAAACUGGACACCUCCACAGUGCAAGCGGCGCAGGCAAUGGUGACGUACCCAGGGGAUUUGCGAACAAUGCCUUUGCAGCCGCAGCAGAGACGAUGACGACAGCGCCGAUGGCGCUGGCAGUAGCAGGGGCGGGGUCCGGACCAGGGGCGAUGACAGGACCACCAGCCUCGUCGGCAGAGUACCCGCGCUCAACACCCUCUGGUGCCGGCGGCGGUGCCGGCGACGUGUACAUGACGACGGGGCCUUGA
Messenger RNA from Fonsecaea nubica, 2691 nucleotides. RefSeq lists its product as hypothetical. Gene Ontology annotation, cellular component: histone deacetylase complex. Gene Ontology annotation, biological process: chromatin organization. The coding region runs from base 1 to 2691 and encodes 896 amino acids. NCBI's taxonomy places the organism in Eukaryota, Fungi, Ascomycota, Eurotiomycetes, Chaetothyriales, Herpotrichiellaceae. The transcript is spliced from 9 exons. The record is from RefSeq and is a predicted model, not a curated record. Gene Ontology annotation, molecular function: histone deacetylase activity.